Molecule: messenger RNA, 1126 nt
Organism: Diabrotica virgifera virgifera (western corn rootworm)
Lineage: Eukaryota; Metazoa; Arthropoda; Insecta; Coleoptera; Chrysomelidae
Exons: 5
Coding region: 164-1093 (309 amino acids)
Cellular component (GO): cytoplasm
Molecular function (GO): phosphatase activity
Source: RefSeq, a predicted model, not a curated record
UACCAUACGAAUGAUAGCGGUAAACUAUAAUAUGACCACUUAUUCAACUAGGCCUGACCUGCGAAUAUAUAGCAAACACAUUGUACUUAAAUAACACCGUUACUCGUUUAGACGUAACAAUUGACGUUAAACUUACGCUUUAAGUAGGCAAUUGUUUGUUAAUAUGACGACGAAAAGUCUGAAGAAUCUUGCGGAAGUUCCUAAGGAAGAACAACUUAACUUUAUUGAUAGUUUUGAUUAUGUUCUGACAGAUUUAGAUGGCGUGUUGUGGAUAUUAUGGAAACCAUUUCCGGAUGCCGUGGAAUGCAUGGACAAUCUUAGAACCAUAGGGAAAAAAAUUGGAUUUGUAACAAAUUACACAGGUGCACCUAUAUCUGUUUUAUUCGAAAGACUCAAAAACAAUAAACUAUCACAAAAUAUAGAAGAACUGGUUAAUCCUUACAUGGCUGUAGUAGCGCAUUUAAAAAAGAUAAACUUUCAGAAGAAACUCUAUGUGGUAGCUAGCAAGCAGUAUAAAGAAAAUUUAAAGAAAGAUGGAUUUAACGUUGCUGACGACCCUCCUCAAGAGAUAGAAGAAUCUGUCAAAGGAAUAUUUGAGAACAUUCAGGAUGACGAAGAAAUCGGGGCUGUUCUUUACGAUUUUGACGCAAAUUUAACUUACAUAAAGCUGCAAAAAGUUCUUACCUACUUAAAGAGAAAAGAUUGCUUGUUUUUCAUAGCUGCAGCAGACAAAGCUCUUCCUGUUGGACCUAUAGGACCAUUAAUAGGUAAUAAAUUUUUUUAUACAUGUUUAUCUGAGAUAAGUGGAAGACAACCAGUUCAAUUGGCAAAACCAUCACAUCUUUACAACCAAUAUGUAGCCGAAAAAUUAAAUGUGACUGAUCCAAAACGUACACUUUUUAUCGGAGAUGUGAUCAACGAGGAUAUGGGAUUUGGUACCGUAGGUGGGUACCAAAAACUUCUCGUUCUUAGCGGUACUACAAAAAUGGAUGAUAUUAAAGACUGGAAGCACCCAGAAGAGUACAAACCUACGUAUUAUAUACAGAAUCUAAGCGAACUGAAUAAGAUAAUUAAAACUGUACACAAAUUAUGACAAUGUUAUUUGAAAUAAAUAUAUUAUUUACAA